Macadamia integrifolia is the source of this 4929-nucleotide messenger RNA. Its product is annotated as GPI ethanolamine phosphate transferase 1. Bases 1698 to 4658 code for a protein of 986 amino acids. Gene Ontology annotation, cellular component: endoplasmic reticulum membrane. The transcript is spliced from 18 exons. Gene Ontology annotation, molecular function: mannose-ethanolamine phosphotransferase activity. The record is from RefSeq and is a predicted model, not a curated record. NCBI's taxonomy places the organism in Eukaryota, Viridiplantae, Streptophyta, Magnoliopsida, Proteales, Proteaceae. Gene Ontology annotation, biological process: GPI anchor biosynthetic process.
UUUACAGGUUUUGUUCUAAGCCAUUUUUUUUCCAACUUUACCCUUAUAUGCCAGUGUUUGGAAACCCCCUUAAACAUUCGCCGCCCACGGUGAUCUUCCCUUUGUUGCAGCCCAUCUGCAACCGCCGCCAUAAUUCUGUUCCCGCUGCCUGCGACCUUCCACAACUGCAAAUACGCGGAUAAUCCACUGUUGCCCGCAACUCCAUCCGUUGUUGUAUCUCUCGGCGUAAAUCAUCCGCAAUCCCUGCAACUACUUACCGCCAACGGUCACUUGGGGUAAACCAUCCUGCGCAUCGCUUAAGCACAUCACUACAUCCCAGCCUAGCCGCACCAGCCCAUCGCUGCAGAUCAUCUCUGCUGCCCACCGCCAACCUGAACCUGCGAAUCCCUCGACCUGAGCCCCCGUACAAACUUCCAUCGCACUGUUCAUCGACAAACCCUCCGCAACCCCAGCUAACGCUAAUAACUCAUUAGAUCUGUAACAGAAUUGAAGACCUGAAACUGCUCUGCCCUAUCGCACUGAAUCCCCCUUGGUGUUGGUUCCAGCGGUGGUGGUCUUGUAGCGGCGGCGAUGUUGCACGGGAGCGACACUGAUCGCAGAGUCACACAAGCAUGGGAGCUCAUCGAUCGAUUCCGUUGGAUCGUCGGAUUUGAGCGCAACAUCAACCAUUUGGCCGACGCUCACCUGGGCGACCCCUGUAACCCCGUUCCCUGCAACUACCUCUCCCUCGAUUAUUUGAUUAUUUAUUUUCUUUAUAUUUCUGGAUGACUCUUGUCUCUUCUUCAUCUUCUGGUCUACUUUUUUUUGUGCUUUGAAUCUCUGUAUUUAGCAUGUAAAAUGGGAUCAUAUUUUGCAGGAUGAAUGGCUGAUCUGCAGAAUAUUUAACCAAAGCGGGGAGAAGAAACUGCUGUUGCUUCGUUCCAUACAACUGCAUUGCCUCAACGACUUGAAUCUCCCCAUCAAUGUUGAUGGAAUGUCAAUCCCAGUCGAUCCAAAUGAAAAGCCUCCAAAACCCUUGUGUAGGAGACAAUCUCGAACACCUAAAUAGGGCCAUGAAAUAGUAUGCACGAAUCUUUUUCACCCAAUAACGAAAACCUAUCACAUUCAAUCUUUUCAAUGCGGGCAAGAAUGGGAUGGUGAGAUUAAUCGUCAUCGAGUUCAAGGGUCCUUGAGUUCGGGAGUUUGCAGACUUGCAGGGGGUUGAGGCGGUGGUGGUGGUGGUGGUGGUGGUCGAGGUCGGCGUCGGCGUCGGAAUCGGCGUCGGAAGUGGUAUUGGAGUUGAAGGUAGAAAGGAUGGGAGUGGGGUUGAGAAGGGUAAACUUGGAAAUUUGUUAAUUUUGGAGCAGGACUAACCCAGCAAGGCACCCAAACAUCACUACUCAAAAUUUAAGGUCUCCAAAUGUACUUUUUGCAAACUUAGGGUACCUCAGGUGUAAUUUACCAUCUGCCGAUGAAUUUCGAAAUCUUCGUGGGUUAUGGCGUCCGUUCGACGACUACUUUUCGUGUAGAUUGGCAUUUAUUGUUUACGCACUCGAGUCCGACCUGCCGAAUUCUUCGCGGCAACUAGAGAGAGAGAUCGCGGCAACUAGAGAGAGAGAGAGAGAGAUCAAAACUGCGACAUAUCAAUGUCUAGAGUCUAGACUCAAUAGUCCACAACAUUGAAUAACGGUCUUGCAGGAGAGUCUGGAGAAGGCAAAAUGGGAGCAGCUGAUGGGAUCUUGGGAAGCAGAGGUGUUAAAGAAGGCAAAACAGUUUCAUUGAGGCGAUUGUUGUUGAAGAGAAAAGAGAGAUGGCUUGUAGUUCUGGGUGUUGUACUCCACGCAGUGUACAUGCUUGGCAUCUUCGACAUUUACUUUAAGACACCCAUUGUCCACGGCAUGGAUCUUGUUAACCCUCGAUUCAAACCCCCCGCCAAGCGUCUGGUUCUCAUCGUUGCCGAUGGUUUACGUGCGGACAAGUUCUUCGAACCGGAUUCUGAAGGACAAUUCAGAGCGCCUUUUCUUAGGAGUGUGAUUAAAGGUCUAGGUUGUUGGGGAGUAUCUCAUGCUCGCCCUCCAACAGAAUCAAGGCCUGGUCAUGUUGCUAUUAUUGCUGGCUUCUAUGAGGAUCCUAGUGCAGUUACCAAAGGCUGGAAAGCAAAUCCUGUUGAAUUUGACUCAGUAUUUAACAGGAGCCAACAUACAUUCGCUUUUGGUAGUCCAGACAUUAUUCCAAUCUUCUGCAGUGCUUUGCCACACAGCAGCUGGAAUACGUAUCCUCAUGAAUUUGAAGACUUUGCAACAGAUGCAUCCUUUUUGGAUGAGUGGUCAUUUGAACAGCUCCGUAGCCUUCUGAAUAGGUCAAAGGAUGAUCCUGAAUUAAACCGGUUGCUUCUACUGGAUAAUGUGGUUAUAUUUCUGCACCUACUUGGUUGUGAUUCAAAUGGUCAUGCGCAUCGGCCAUAUUCAUCAAUCUAUCUCAAUAAUGUCAAGGUUGUUGAUCAUAUAGCAGAGAGAGUUUAUAAUCUUCUAGAAGAUUUUUUCAAGGACAAUCAGACAGCAUAUAUUUUUACAGCAGAUCAUGGAAUGAGUGACAAAGGUAGUCAUGGAGAUGGGCAUCCUACAAACACUGACACUCCACUUGUAGCUUGGGGAGCAGGAGUUAAGCGUCCCAAACAGAUGGUCCACAACAGUCAUCCUAAUGAUGGUUUUCGUUUUGUUGAUGAGCAUAUGCAUGACACACCGACACCUACAGAGUGGGGUCUCAGUGGCUUAGAAAGGGUGGAUGUGAACCAAGCUGAUAUUGCACCACUAAUGUCGACUCUUCUUGGGUUGCCAUGUCCUGUUAACUCAGUUGGUAAUUUGCCCCUGGAUUACAUGAAUUUGAGUGAGGUAGAUGAAGUUGAAGCUACGCUGGCUAACACAAAGCAAGUUCUGAAUCAAUUCCUUCGCAAGUCACAUAUAAAGCAAUCACAUUCAUUAUAUUUCAAGCCUUUCAAGCCGUUGGAAAAUUAUUCCUCUGUUUUAGAACGGAUUGAAGAUCUUAUAUCUAGUAGGGAUUAUGAAAGUGCAAUGAAGCUAUCCCAGAAUCUCAGAAGUUUAUCAGUGGAAGGACUUCAUUAUUUUCAAACAUACGACUGGUUGAUGCUGAUGACUAUGGUUACACUUGGAUACAUUGGUUGGAUGGCCUAUCUUAUUCUCCAUGUUCUGCAAUCAUAUACUUCUCUGCCAGGAAGCAUAUAUAGGAAAAAGACUGAAACAGUUAAUCAGAUGAAAAAUAAUACAAGAGUAUAUUUAUACGGAUAUCUGUUGAUGGGUAUAAUUUCCAUUGUACUGUUUCUGGAGCAUUCGCCUCCUCUUUACCAUGCGUAUGUUGCAAUGACUGUAUUCUUGUGGACUAAAAUACUUAGUGAAAGGCAGUUUCUAAGAGCAGUGUGGAGACAUUUAUCAGGCAGCAAAUUUAGUUCGACUGUAAAACUCUUAGCCACUUCUGCUGUGUCCAUAUCCAUACUUGAAUUUCUGGUGCAUAGCUUCACUGAAAGGAAACUUUACACUUGGUGUUUCCUGAUUUUUGGGGUGGUUUCUGUAGUUUAUCUUUUUCACUCUUUACCAGGGAGAUCUAUGAUACCUCUAUUUGCAUGGAUUGCUUGUUGGUUUUUGUCAAUUUUCACUCUUAUGCCAGCAGAAAUUCCUGAUAACACUCAGUUGGUAACUGCUAGUGGAGUUAUGUUUAUCCUGAUGGGGGUGGCAUCUAGAUGGUUUGAUUUCGGUACCCAAAAAAAUAAAUAUUGGCUACGCAUUCUUUGUUGUGACAAAAAAAAUGUUGGGUUUCCAAUGGUCUUUCACUUGCAGGCUUUCCUUGUUGCUUUGUCUUCGGUGAUGGUGGCAUUAUCCACUGCCCACAGAACUGAGAAUCAAGAACUACAUACACUGCACCAGUUGAUAAACUGGUCCAUAGCUGGUUUUUCUUUGGUUCUCCCUCUUUUCUCGUCAACUGGCCUUGUGGACCGACUUACUUCUAUCUUUCUUGGUUUUGCACCUUCUUUUCUACUUCUAUCAAUUGGAUACGAAGCUGUUUUCUAUGCUGCACUGGGUCUUGUGCUUAUGGCAUGGAUAUUGUUUGAGUGUGCAGUUCUCUAUUUGAGCAAAGAAAAACUACACUCUACUUCAUUGCAAAGUGCGGAGGAUAAAUCCUUUCUUAAUCAUGAUGAAAGAUGUUUAAUGCUGUCCGAUUUGAGAAUUCCAUUGAUCUUUAUGGUCUUGUUUAAUGUGGCCUUUUUCGGUACGGGUAACUUUGCUAGUAUUGCAAGCUUUGAGAUUUCAUCUGUUUAUCGGUUCAUCACAGUCUUCAGUCCAUUUCUGAUGGCAGCCCUGCUUAUUUUCAAGUUGUUCAUCCCCUUCAUGCUUGUGAUAUGUACAUUUAGUGCAAUAACCAAGUUAGCAAGAGUUCCACGUAUGGGGUGCUAUUUCCUUGUUAUUUUAUUUUCGGAUGUAAUGACCAUUCAUUUCUUCUUCAAGGUACGAAAUACGGGAAGUUGGAUGGAAAUAGGUAACAGCAUCAGUCAUUUUGGCAUCGUGAGUGCCCAAGUUGUGUUUGUGCUGCUUCUGUUUGCGCUCACAAAUAUAUACACAAAAGAUAUUGAAAUUGGAUCACGGGAGACAUCUCGGAAAGCAAUGUAGUCCAUGUGAACCUGGGAUUUUGACAUUUAUUUCAAUGAGCAAAUAUUUCUAUGUACAGCGGCUCUUUGCAAUUCUUACUAGAACGUACACUAUUUUUUAAGCAAUUGUAGGGGGGUGAUUGUUUUUGGAAUCUUUAGUGCCUCUAUUUUUACCAGGAUAUGUUUUCCAAUAUAAACAUUUUACUUUGUAGGGGUGAAUUUUUUUGGACUGAUUGGUGCCCCUCUUUCGGCCAGGAUGUUUUCCAAUGUAUAAAAAUUGAUUUUCAUUUGUA